GGGGAGGGCUGGAGGGGCUGAUUAAGAUUUGUCCUGUCACUUGACUCCGACUCAUUUCCAAACAAUCACAACUCCAUCUUCAGACUGGCGGGAUCUUACAGUCCUUCUCUCUUCAUAGAGGAACGCGAACAUGGCGAUAAAGUGAGUUUCUACAUCUUUGAUUAUUGGGCCCUUUACCAUUUUGAGCAGCCAUGUGGAAUUUCUCAAAGGAGUUCACUGGCAGAUUGUGUUGCUUUCCCAAGGAUCCACUGGAAGAUGUUGAGAGUUGGAGUGAGUCAGUUGACAAGGUUUUGGGCUGUAAAGCUGGACAGAUAGCUUUCCAACAGUUUCUGAAGUCGGAGUACAGUGAGGAGAAUAUACUGUUUUGGCUCGCAUGUGAGGAUUACAAAAAAAUUAAAUCAACACCAGAAAUGAUAUCCUCAGCCAACCGGAUUUACUCAGAGUUUGUGCAGACAGAAGCGCCCCGACAGAUCAACAUAGAUUGGGGCACCAGGGAAAGCAUAGGCAAAACCAUCUCACAGCCCACCUUGAAUUCAUUUGACACAGCUCAAAAACUGGUGUACAGUCUGAUGGCCCGGGAUUGCUACCCACGUUUCCUCAAAUCUGACAUCUAUCAGGGAUUGCUGAGGAGAAAUGAAUCCAGGUGACUGUUUCAAACGAGACCCGGCUAAAUACUAACAGUCAGCACGAUGUUUUGUUGUACUUCUGUCUUCGCCUAUUCUGCUGUAGCACCCUUUCAUUUUAGUGUGGAUAACAGGUUUAUGCCAUACAACUCGAUGUAGUGUAACUCAGUAGACAGACACCUCAAACACUUCAAUGUAAUUUGUAUGUUGUACUGUAUAAUUAUGCCCCCUAUAAAAUAUCUUUUCUAUUUGUAAAGUAUUAUCUACACCUUGGAUUGAAGACUAUAAUUAUAAGUUCUACUAUAUCUCUGAAAAAUGAAUAUUUUACAAAU
Molecule: messenger RNA, 955 nt
Organism: Periophthalmus magnuspinnatus
Lineage: Eukaryota; Metazoa; Chordata; Actinopteri; Gobiiformes; Gobiidae
Gene: rgs1
Product: regulator of G protein signaling 1
Exons: 4
Coding region: 192-647 (151 amino acids)
Source: RefSeq, a predicted model, not a curated record